Ustilaginoidea virens is the source of this 825-nucleotide messenger RNA. RefSeq lists its product as uncharacterized. Lineage: Eukaryota; Fungi; Ascomycota; Sordariomycetes; Hypocreales; Clavicipitaceae. Gene Ontology annotation, molecular function: oxidoreductase activity, acting on the CH-OH group of donors, NAD or NADP as acceptor. The record is from RefSeq and is a predicted model, not a curated record. The transcript has 5 exons. Bases 1 to 825 code for a protein of 274 amino acids.
AUGAAUAUUCGAAUGAAUGCACCCCAACUCGGCAACAGUUCGGCCGUUGACAUGAUGGCCGCCAAGCUCGCUGGCAAGCACGCCGUCGUCGUCGGCGCCACCGGCGUCAUCGGGUCUCACAUCGCCAGAACCUUCGCCGCCCACGGAGCCGUCGUCUCCCUCCUGGGCCGGACGGCCCUGCAGGCCCGGCCCCAUCUGGAGCCUCAGCUCGACCCCUACCGAGGGCCCUCGGCGCCAGACACACCGGCCUCUCACCGCUUCAUCCCCCUCGACGUCACGGACACGCCGAGCAUCAAGGAGGUCUUUGCCGAUCGCGGCUCAAAAGACGUGGACGCUGUAGGGCCGCUCGACCUUCUCGUCAACUGCGCGGGCAUCUCGCAGACGACGCUGCUGAAACGGACCCCUGACGAGGGGCUCGCGAGCAUCGUCGAUACAAACUUGCUGGCCACCAUGCUUGCCUGCAAGCACGCCAGGAUCCGGCAGCACGGCUGCAUCAUAAACGUCGCCAGCCUGAUGGCUACAAAGGCAGGCCUGGGUGUCACCGCGUAUGCCGCCUCCAAGGCUGGCGUGGUCGGCUUCACCCGUGCCCUAUGCCGCGAGAUGGCUGCUCGAUCUAUCCGUGUAAAUGCCCUUCUACCAGGUUGGGUGCAAAGCCCUAUGUGGAAUCAUCUAAAACCCGAGCUACAAGAAGCGUAUCUCAAGGAUACCCCCCUGAAUCGCGUGGCCCGACCCACCGAAGUGGCGGAUGCUGCUUUGUUCUUGGCUUCAAACGAAUUUGCCAAUAACUGCGUUCUUAAUCUUGACGGUGGUCUGAGUGCUGCGUGA